AUGGGCGGAAAUAGGAGGAGUCGCGGCGGAAAUGCUUCGCAAAAUCGGCAGCAGAAUCGGAAUGAGGAUUCGACAAAAUCAUCACAGCAGCAUCCUGUUGGUUCCAGUGCUGCCAGUCGUGAUCCGUAUGAGCGAAACGAUGUGAUUCUUGCCGAAAUUGCACGGGGUCUAAACGUUUCUUGGAGGGAUAUUGGCGUGGGGUGUUUGGCCUUGCUUGGUCUGAUUACUUUCGGCGCAUUUCUUGGCGUUUUUGCUAGUAUGACGCUAUCCGUUCAUUACUAUGAAAAGUCUGCUUUCGGAAGUCAUAUUGGGGUUUCUGCAGCAAAAAGGAAUUUUGGAUUAACGCCGACCUAUAGUGGAAUCACAUCCUUUGAUGAUGCAACUCUUUUAGCAAACAAAUUAAUGAAUGGUGCAUCCAAUCCAAACUACCAGAAUGUCGGAAGAGUAUUACCGGCUAAGACGGUUGGGACAGUCGACGCAUUGAUGCUUGUUGAAGAAUCAACACCUCUUGGAAUCAAGAUGACUUUCUCUGAUCGUACAUCUGGAGCAGCAGCAUGUAGCCGAGAUGAUAGUUCAGACAGUUGUCCUGAGAAUCAAGAACAGGAAGAUGGAUCUUCACCAAAGUUAUCAACAGCUCAAGCAAAGAGGUUUGUAGCACAGUACGAAGAAUGGCUGAGAGUGCAACCAAAGGUUCAACCACCGGAUCCCAUGAUACAACCAACGAAAUGUCAAGACGGAUCGUCAGGAUUUGAUGAUUGGCGUACACUCAAGCAGGCAAUGCACGAAGCGAAUUCCAUUGGCGAAGAGCGAUUGGCACUAUGGUCUUCCUACUUUGCUACUGAUGGCAGGCAUUUAUCUGUAUACGAAAAUGACUUGCUAUACUAUGAAGAAGAUGUGAUCUUUCGAAUAUGCCCUGGAGAGACGCUGACUGCCCGCCGUGGACCGGUUACUGUGAAUGCGCCAAACCUCGUUUUGGAAUGCCAGGAUUGCACGGUGGAUGUCGGCGGAACUCAUUUAGCCUUUGGACCCCGCGCUAGAAAUGUGUUAGUGAGAGGAAUAACCUUCACAGGAGCAACUUCCUCAAGCCUGACCUUCUUUCAUCACGGAUCCGACGCAAUAUUUGAAGACUGUACAUGGAUUGGUAACACAGGUAGGUCACAGAAGUUUGGUGCUGUUGCAGAUCUGAAUUCAACAAGUGCAGUGAACUUUUACCGAUGCUCCAUUGGUCAUGGCAACAAGAAAAACUGGUUCGGUAGUCCAACCUCUAAUGGUGGAUCUUCCUCGCUUUCAAUCCGAGCCUAA
Molecule: messenger RNA, 1302 nt
Organism: Cylindrotheca closterium
Lineage: Eukaryota; Bacillariophyta; Bacillariophyceae; Bacillariales; Bacillariaceae
Source: the annotation of a GenBank genome assembly